CUACUUGCGGCAGUGGCAGGAUAGAGCAGAAGUGACACUGAAAAGUGGUGCGGCUUGGUGGGAGCUGCUUUAGGAGUCAGACCCUCUUCGCAGGGUUGGGGGCACCUCAUGAUGGCUUUACGUGGGGGCCAUGACAUGAUGGCAUUGGAGAUGAAAAGCGCCCUAAACUUUGUGCGGCGUCAUCUCCAAGCAGGAUUGUCGAGGCAAACUUGGCACCGGUGCUACUUCCAGCACACUCCAUGGAGACAGGCUAGUUUUGAAAGCUUCGGUAUUUUACAUACAAUGCGGUCCUUUGUUGAAACAUCGUGCGUCAAUGACACCGGCCUUCGACCACUAAAGCCAUCACCUUUUCAGUACCACCACUCAGGGAGUGCUGGAUCGCUCGAGCCCAUUCCAAUCAAAGCUGGAAACUCUACUCGAAGAUUAAGUGUAAGUAGUCAAGCAUUGAGUGGGGGCAGUGAAGUUGUUCAAGGGUGUCUGCAAGCAGAGUCGCUGGGGGGAGAUGAUCAAGUAGAGUUCCAGGAACUGGAGAUUGAGAAAGUGGAGAUUGCUGUUGCAGGGAGAACAUUCACCAUUGUGCAACCGACUGCCAUGGACCAAGUUCUAGAUAUGUACAUAGAACAAGACCGCCUCGAUAGGGACCCCUACUGGUGUCGCCUGUGGCCUUCUGCACUAGCUCUAGUGGAAGAGAUUACCACUCGUCCCGAACUAGUGAAGGGGCGCUCUGUGUGCGACUUGGGCGCUGGCCUUGGAUUGGGUGGCUUGGCUGCGGCUCUGGCAGGAGCUCGUGAGGUGGUCCUAUACGACCGGGAGCCCCUGGCCCUCGCGUGCGCGCUUAUGACCGCCCGUGCCAACGGCGUCGACGUCGGCACUUUCGGCGCGUUCCACCACUCCCUUCCCUUCUCCGAUUCGCUCCUCACGAGCCUGUGGUCCUUCUCAGAACCUAGCGGGGAUGAGCCAGAAGGUAGAGAAAAGGGGGGGGGAAGCGAAGGAGAGUUGCGAACAGGGAGCGUAAGCGGGGAAAGUUCUCGGAAAGGGGAAAAUAGCGGAGGAGGGCCUGGAAAAGCGGGGGUGGGUCCGGUGUUGAGAGCGGAGCUGUUUGACUGGAGCGACAAAAGUAGGUCGAGAGCGGUUUUUGACGUGGUGCUGGCGUGCGACGUGCUGUACGAGAAGACGUCCGUACCCAAGGUUGCCGACGUCCUGCCGACGCUUUUGAAAGACGGGACGCACAGCCAAGCCAUCAUCAGCGAUCCGACGGACCGGUGCCCUGGAAACAGGGCCCGCUUCGUCGAACUGCUGGAGGGGCGCGAGGCAGGGCAGCCGGAACCUCGGCGAAAGUUGUCCCUUCUACAUUCGAGCCGAAGAACGCCGUUUAUGGACGGUGAAAAGCAUAAUGUGGAGCUUCUACACUUUGGAUGAGUCCUACAAUCUUAGCUCUUUUGAAGGGUACGCUCGACUCUUUAAGGCAUCAGACUGGCGCUCGUCAUAUUGACCGCCAAUUGAGAGGAAUGACCUCUUAUUGAUACAAAUCUACAAUCUUAAUGUGCCAACAUCUAUAGAGCUUUCAACAUACGUGUACUGAUACCUACACGCAACGAGUAGCUUGUCGGGUAAGCAUCGACAGUAUUGGAGAUAUCAAACGGUCCCACUCAUGUCUUGCUCGAGACAUAUGCGG
Klebsormidium nitens is the source of this 1675-nucleotide messenger RNA. The record is from the annotation of a GenBank genome assembly. NCBI's taxonomy places the organism in Eukaryota, Viridiplantae, Streptophyta, Klebsormidiophyceae, Klebsormidiales, Klebsormidiaceae.